Molecule: messenger RNA, 174 nt
Organism: Mucor mucedo
Lineage: Eukaryota; Fungi; Mucoromycota; Mucoromycetes; Mucorales; Mucoraceae
Exons: 2
Coding region: 1-174 (57 amino acids)
Source: RefSeq, a predicted model, not a curated record
AUGAAAAAGUGCUGUGGUUUUGCUCGAGUUACUCAUGAGCACAAGUAUCGUGUAGUUGAAUCACCUCAACAAGGGACGCAUUGUGGUUAUGACUGGUACGGUGGCACUGAUGCGCCUGCGCUUAAGAUACCCGAUAAAGGUAUUGCUGUCGAAGGUUUAACUCGAUUGAAAUAA